Molecule: messenger RNA, 960 nt
Organism: Prorocentrum cordatum
Lineage: Eukaryota; Dinophyceae; Prorocentrales; Prorocentraceae
Source: the annotation of a GenBank genome assembly
AUGCUGCAGCAGGCGUGGCGGCGGCAGCAACAGGAGGUCGGCAUGAAGCCGGCUUGGGCGCGAGUGCGAGGACCAGCAGGAGCGGUCAUCAUGUCCAUGAGGAGGGCGAGUUGGAUUUGGCCAGCAUGGCACACGUUCGUCACCAAGCAGGGCUACGAGCUGAACAUGGCGGAUGCUUGCCCCAUGGACGCUGCAGCUAUGUUGCGCAAAAACGUGCAGAGUAAGCUGUUGGAGGACUGGACCAAGGCCGAGGAGUACCAGAGCUUGAGCCCAGCGCCUUUGCUGGCGCCAGCAGCGAAGAAGGCGUUUCUGGGCGGGGCUUGGACGAUGGGCGAAGCAGUACGGACGGAGCACCACAGGUACUACAAGGGUGAGGCGCUCAGGGAGCAGCGGUUGCAGGCGCAGGCGGAGUGGCAGACCGUGUCGUCAGAAGCGGACUGCACCUUCGUGGGCAUCGGAGAGAACCAGUACUCCGGCCAGGUGGUACAGGGCGAUGAGGACUACUUCACGGGCGACAUCGCGUGCGACAGAUCAAAGCUGGGCUACAGCGAGUGGGUUCAGACUGGGUGGGCAGCUGUGUCACUCACGGACGAGGGCAGCGCGAAGAUGCAGCUGUGGGGACCGCUACCGUGUACGCUGCCAAUUCACAGGAGAGUCAAACGUUCGGAGAUGUGGGCUUUCCUGAAGGCGCUGGAGCGGAAGAUGCCGCCAGUUCGCAUCUACACGGACCACGAGGGUAUCCUUGAGGGCUUGCAGCAGGGCGAGCGGUGGUGUACGAGCUGGAAGAGGCCGCAUGCUGACAUCUGGAAGCGGAUCUGGCACCAGGUGAAGGACCUGGACUUGGACGUCGGGUGCGUGAAGCAUGUGAAGGCGCACAGGUCCAAGGCAAAGAUCGAGCAGUUGGAAGGCGACGGCCUGAAGAUUGCGAAGGGCAACAGAGAGGUGGGCCUGCUGGCAAAG